Molecule: messenger RNA, 6017 nt
Organism: Fopius arisanus
Lineage: Eukaryota; Metazoa; Arthropoda; Insecta; Hymenoptera; Braconidae
Exons: 6
Coding region: 801-4616 (1271 amino acids)
Source: RefSeq, a predicted model, not a curated record
GUCCAUGCGUACGGAGCACCGCGGGCAGUCUCAAUUUGACGAGAUACGAUAAUUGCGAAAAUUCUUAACCUAAUAAAUAAUUCUCUUUUAAAAAAACAGUGCAAUCACGUAAAAUCCAAUAGUCAGUGAAAAAUAAUUGAUUGAAGAGAAUUUAGCGUGUGGAUUUUGGUCUUGACCAUCAAAAACACUUCGAUUGUAUCUCUGAAACGGGAAUUGGAGUAUCAGAUACAUUGAAUUAUGUUCUGUUUUCUAAUCCCAUCAGCUCGAGUUCGUCGGUUCGUCUGCGAAAACUGCUGCAUCACCUUCCCACCAGUGCCGAACAGCUGCAGAGUGGGGAUGACAUGGAGAUGAGGGGAAGGUGAUAGUGAUCGCCGCGCUGUCUCGUGCCGCCAGAGAGAACUUGUCCCCUGUUUUUGGCUUGACAAUACCUGCUUGUAUCAUACCUUAUAUACCCCGUAAUAAAAAGUAUUUGUGCUUCAGCCUCUAUAACAACCACUAGCACAUUUCGGGAUAUCUUGCUUUCCGCGAUUGGUGUUGGGACAGAAAAUCAGUCGUGCUUGAAAGCCCUUUCGAGUUUACUGGGACUGCUUGACGUUGUCUACAGAUAAGAGUUCUCGUUGAACUGUCAACUUGUAUUUUGUAUACGACAGUGUAGCCCCGAACGUCAAUUCGUUGAGCAAAUCAAUUGAAUCAAAUCGUUGACAGCAGUGGGAUGAUCAAUGGUGGCAACAAGCGGUAUGGUUUAUGAGGAAAUUGUUGGAGUGCGGGGCAGCUGACCCCAGCCUCCGCGCAGUCUGUAUAUGCGCGAGAUGCCCCACAAUUUGAAUUCAACAUCUGGCAAUUCUGCCAAUUCCGGGCCAAAUCAUCAAGGGUACCAUCAAGCUAUUAACGACGGACUGCAACCGGAGAAAGAGCCCGUACGAUUCGAUGCAAGUCACCUCCGUGGUGCACCAGCGGAAGUUGAGGCUCUUGUUCACAACAUCAAAGAAGUCGCUCAACAGUUUCUGUACCACUGGAAGACUUUUCCAAUCAUUCUACCUCCACCCCUCUCAGCUUGCUCAGACGGCGAGGAGACCCUGGCGCGUAAAAAAUACCACCUCAGAGAUCUCUUUGUAGCACCCAGCUUCGACGAACUUGACGCUGUCGCUGUUGAUACCAAUGGCGAACCCAGAAGACUUACCAAUAAACAAUUGGAGAGCAUAAGAGAGAGAGGCUUGCACAAGGAUAAGUACGGAAAGCCGAAGAAACUGAAUGCCACUCAAUUGGAGAGCAUUCGAAGAUCCGGGGAAUUUGAAAUCGACUCAAUAAACUUUACGGGCCAGACUCAUCGAUGGAGACUCAGCGGACUGCUGCAGAGAGGGCGAGAUCGUCGAAGGGAGACUCUGCUGAACGAUCUCGCAUUGGCAACGAGAUUUCUCGUGGUUACUGCACGAGCCAGACUCAUAUCCCACUGUUUCAGCAUCUCCCAAUCCUUCAAAGCCCUAUUAACCGGAUUUCUAAGACUACUCGACAUGAUCAUAGGAGUACCAUCCCUCCAAGCUCAGAAUUUGGAGGGGAAAAUUAGAGAAGAGCGCUGUCGAUAUCUCGUGGCUGAAUUGGUGUGUCGAGCAGAAUAUGAGGACUCUCUGGAGUUGCUCUGUGGUUUCGUGCGUAAGCAGUUGCGCCGAGCUGCCAUGGAGAAAUUCGAAGUAGAGCGGGAAUCCUCACAAUUAUUGCCAGUAUCCGUGCCAUUUGUCUUCGGUACACCAAGUGGCACAGCAGUAGACUUACGAUUAUUCAGCAGAGAUGUAAUGAGAAAAGCCAUGCCAAUUCUCGUGACAAUCCUUGAGAGAGAGACCCGUGGAUGGUUCCUGCAUUUUCGCGAGCGACUCAUUUCAGAAUUGAGAGGACAGAAAAAAAGUGAUGAGGAGAUAGAAGAGCAAGUUAAUGAGGCAGUAAUGCGAGAAUAUUUACAGAGAGUUUACUCCAAUAUUCUCAUUCAUCCAGACAUCCAGGCGUUGGGUGAUGGAAUUGGUCAGCUUCUGGUGCAGCAAGCGCAGUCCAUCAUCCUGAUGCAUCGUGCUGUGGAGAGCGUUAAGCGUAAAUUAGCCCAUGCUAAGGAAUCAUUACGCAAGAGCAUGGAGAGUGAGCACCCUGUUCUCUCUCGUAUAGGUCCAUGGAUGCGCGACAGAAUGAGAGAAGCAGAGAGUAAUUUCAUCGAGGAAUGCCAAUGGAGCGCCCACGAGGAAGCGCUCUCACUUUGCAGUCUCCAGAACUUACAGCAAACCGUCUACUUCCUCAAUCGUGAUUUGACGUUUAUGCGAGAGAGAGAACCCGUUCUCCUUAAAGAACUUAGAAAAGUUGAGACUCCAACGAGGAAUUUUCAGUGGCCAACGCAGAUAUGGCUCCCCAGAAAUUGGAUUGUCCGACGAAAUUUCCAGGGAACAUCAGAAGUGAUUCCAACAAUUCUAAGCAGCACCCCAACAUCGAUUACAACCCCAAGAGCAGAUCCCAGCCAACCAGUCUUCCUCGUGGAGAGGGAACUCGUCCACACGACAACCACCCGCUGGCCCAUGUGGCGAUGGAUAAACUACAUCGCGAGAACUUGGUGCUGGACGUGGAAUGCAAUGUUUCUCUUCGGUGUUGCAGUACCCUGGUGCAGCAGAGUAUCUCUGAGAGCACUUCUCAUGGUAGAUCCCUUCACCCCGGACUUGGAGUUGAGUCAAUUGAAUGGAACCCUUUUUCCUCGUAAGUCGUCCCAGACGCCGACCCUGUGCUCUCGUUUGAUAGCCCUCUGGCGACACAUCAGCAAGAGUCGGACACAUUUCGAGACAGAACCCGACACUGGCUUCAUCGGUAAAGGAAUGACAAGACACAUUAACAGACUCUGGAAUUACGGUGCGAAAGGCCUCCUGGGUACCCUCUGCAUUCUCUUUAUAUUCCCCAUUAUCUGCGUCGUAGCUAGCCUCGGUUCCCUCAUCAUCGCGCUGUCUGCCUUUGUCUGGAUGCCUCUAGUGACAUUGACACUCCAUGCAUUCAUGGCGCUUGUCAUCGACCUCGAUAGUCCUGAGGCUAGUAGAAAUCGUUACUUCGUCGUACUCGAGGCGCUAAUAUGGAAUAUAGGGAUCCAGGGAUGUAUCCAGCCACUGGCUGCCCUCGUGGUGGCACUUUGCAUAUGUCCCAUCAUUUCAUUCUUCAUAAUGACUGUUGCAGUGGUACGAUACUGGAUAAGAGUUGUUUGGGACACAGCCAUGUUCCAUCUUCUCAUAAAGAGCCGUGGAAGAAUUCCAGCGAGUGACAGUUUCGUGGUGAAGAGAGUGGCGGGGCCAGGACUUGCAUCUGAUUAUUAUUACCAGAUAAAACCAGAGCAGGCACUUGCUGCUUUCGAAGCCAAGCUCGAACUCGACGAACUGUUCGCCUUUCAGCACGAGACCGAGCGACUCAUUACUCAACCUCAAAGGGAUUUCACUCAAUUCGUUGAGGCCUGCUUCAGCCCCUUUGCAACCAACUUAGCCAAGACCAAGGAUCCCUAUAAAUCGUUGGAGAAAGAAGCUAGAGAUCUCAUUGGUGUUCUACACGAGAAACUCGAUCGUCGCAAAAAAGAUCUGCAAACGGGCCUCGGUGUUGCUGUCAGGAGUAAAAUCAAACUGACGACCUUCGAUUUGAAGAUGGUUAUUCAACAAGCAGCACUAAUGCUCGAACGACUCUAUCCCUCUCACGUUUUAUCCCGUCUGAAUGGUAAUGAGGAUGAUUUCUGGGAAAACAAGGGACUCAGUGUGGGGGAUUGGGCGGGUUUAGCAGGUCUCAUGUACGCUGAUAUUUUCAGUCUAGAUUUUUUACAGCCUCUCGACGACACUGACACCAAAUUCAAACUGGAGCCACACUCUGGAAUUGAUCUCUCUAAAUAUACCAAUAUGGUACACAGUACUGAACUCGGUGGCAUAAAUGGGCCUGAUUUACUUGGUGCCAUAUACGUCCCGAGGGGUAAUAUUCAGGUUCACAGCCCAUAUUUAGAAUUAUCGGCGUUCAAUCCACGCGCCAAGCAGCCGACCAGCAGUAAAAAAUUAGAGAAGAUGUGUGAAUCGAGUGGUCUACACUCAGCAAGAUCCAAUCGUAAAACAUUGACUGCCAUCUCAGGGGGAGAUACUCGCUGGCAGCCAUGGAAACGUGAAAUGAGACCGUAUAGCGCUGAAAAACUUCUCAUACCCCUUCCAAUUCCUCAUCCAGCCCACAUUGCCAUCACAAUUCACAAUCGGGACUCUGAGGAUCCGAUACCACUUGAUUCGGAGAUCUGUCAGAAUAUUCUCCGAGCCAUUGAGGAGUCCCCCGGGGAGAUGGUUAUUGAGAUAGUUGGACGAUUUAGAGGUGGGGCAGAUUCUAGUUUUGAUUCUGUUGCUUCUCAAUCGUCGGUAUCCUUGGAUGCGCCUUUGGAGAAAGAAGUGGAAAGCCAGCAAGCGAUCGAGAAUAAUAAACAGGGGGAGACUUACCAUUGGACGCUGUCGAAUUGGACCGGAGGCAUGGCCAGACGAAGGAAGAACUCUGGCUCCAUAAAAGUCGAUCUCGCUUCCCCUGAAGAUGUUACUCUUGAUACAGAUACUACGAGAGUGAUGUUUAGCACAUACGGAACAACUGUCUAAGUUAUUUAACUAUUAUUGGCUUUGAUAUGAUUUUUACUUGUCGCAUUCAAUUCUCUGUUCAACAGGGAGUGCAUUUUUUUAAUAGUCCAAAUUGUUCGAUAAUUUAAUUUAUCAAACGUUCAGUCAUUCUAAUCCACCUAUGCACACCAUUUUACGGAUAACGUCGGUAUUAUUUUUUAAUUAUUAAUUUAUUAACAUCGUGAUUAUUAUUUUUAUUGAUACUACUUUUUUACGUUUUUUGUUUUUGCUUUUGCAAUCGAUCCGAGGCUGUCAGUUUUUUCGUUACGUGAAAAUAUCAUGUCGUAUGGAACCAUUAAUGUAUAUAUACAGUUCUCUCCAGGAUUUUUAUAUCACAUCUCAUUACCUGGAAUGAAAACAAACAGAAACUGAAAUUGAAUCAAGCUCUCUUCAUUGUCAAAUUUCUGACAAGUACUGCAGCAAGCUAAAUUUAUAUUGAGUUGGAGUAAUUCUGUUUGAAAUAAUGGCAUCUUCCAAUGCAAUUACCCAAAUACGUAAUUGAACGUGUAUUCUGGCAAUCAAUAUGCUAAAAUUAUCGAAAAAAAUUAGUGGUUUGAACUAAUGUAGUCGGGACACGAAUUAAUAGAUUUUGAAUUUCACGGGUGAAUUCUUGGAGAAGAUUGACAAACGAUGAAUCUGAAAUGGAAAUUGGAUGAGUAUUAAUACAGCGAUAGUAUAAGCCUAUUUAGGUGAGUAAUUGGGGAAUGAUGUACUCUCGGAAUUAAAAGCUUCUAAGAAGUUUUCAGGUACUUGUCCUGGGGAAAGCAUUCGAGUGGGAGUGAAAAAAAUUGAUAAGUUCAUUGAGCGCCUUUUUAGUUGAUUAAUGCCAAAAAUCUUCUUGAUUAUAAAUAAAAUUGUCCAAUAACUUGUUAUAAAUUACGAAAUAUAGUGGAUAAAAUGUGAAGUACUAAACCAAUCGGCUGUGUGCAAGGUCACUAGAUGUUCCACGAGUCUUGAUCGCGAUUUUAUUCGCGAGUAGAAAGCGUUAACUAGAAAGAUUUCAUCAAUAAAAGACAAUGAACAAAUGAAGCUUGUCUCAUUCGAUCUCUCUUAGGUUAAACAAUAAGUGGUAAAACGAUAUGCAUUCCGUAAUUAUGUUCAAGAUUGAAAAAUAGGAGGAAAGAGGUACGCAUCAUGUUUUACAUUUACAGAACAACUAUUUCAGAUUCCAUCCAUGAAACUUCAGUCGAAGAUUUUUUAAUAUUUGGAUGGCAGUUUUCGGAGUGAUAAUACGAGUCAGAAACAGAUUUGUCUAUAAAAUCAAAAUAUUGUCGAGUUAUUAUGAUGAUAAUUCUUAACACCAUUUUUUUAGCAAACGUUGCGAUGAGUGUUAGACCUUGUAAAGUAUAUUAUAAUAUAUGAAUAUUAUAUAUAUCACAAAUA